Messenger RNA from Cuculus canorus (common cuckoo), 5742 nucleotides. It is a transcript of the gene HOOK1, whose product is annotated as hook microtubule tethering protein 1. Gene Ontology annotation, molecular function: dynein light intermediate chain binding; microtubule binding. Gene Ontology annotation, cellular component: cytoplasm; centrosome. The record is from RefSeq and is a predicted model, not a curated record. The transcript is spliced from 22 exons. The coding region runs from base 110 to 2266 and encodes 718 amino acids. NCBI's taxonomy places the organism in Eukaryota, Metazoa, Chordata, Aves, Cuculiformes, Cuculidae. Gene Ontology annotation, biological process: cytoskeleton-dependent intracellular transport; cytoplasmic microtubule organization.
GGGGCGGUGAGCGCCGCCGGGAGCGGCUCCUCCGCGGCGUCACGUGGUGCGCGCGGCAGGCCCGGGCGCUCGCGCCACGCCCCGAGCGGGGGGGGGCUCGGCCGCCGCCAUGGAGGCGAAGCCGGCGGAGCUGCCGCUCUGCGACAGCCUCAUCCUCUGGUUGCAGACGUUCAAUACUGCUGCGCCUUGCAGAGAUGUUCAGGACUUGACUAAUGGGGUUGCCAUGGCACAGGUGCUUCACCAAAUAGAUGUUGCUUGGUUUGAUGCUUCUUGGCUAAAUCGCAUUAAAGAUGAUGUUGGUGACAACUGGAGAAUAAAGUCCAGUAACCUGAAGAAGAUACUGCAAGGAAUUAUGGACUACUAUCAUGAGUUCUUAGGUCAGCAGAUUUCAGAAGAGCUUAUUCCAGACCUAAACCAGAUAUCUGAGAACUCUGAUCCCACUGAAUUGGGCAGGCUUCUGCAGCUUAUUUUAGGUUGCGCAGUCAACUGUGAAAGGAAACAAGAACACAUACAAACUAUCAUGACACUUGAAGAGUCUGUUCAGCAUGUUGUCAUGACUGCCAUUCAAGAGCUCAUGAGCAAGGAAAUAACGGGCCCAUCCACAAGUGAUUCAUCAAGUGAAAUGGAACAGCAGCUUAAAAAAGCUUUGGAAGAUCUUCAGGAAGCACUAGCAGAAAAAGAAGAAUUGGCACAAAGAUGUCAAGAGCUAGAUUUACAGGUGACUGCCCUCCAGGAUGAAAAAAAUAGCUUGAUGUCAGAAAAUGAGAUUAUGAAUGACAGGCUAGAUCAAUUAGACGACUCUCUUGAUGAUCCCAAUAGUGUGGUCGCAAAAAAGUAUUUUAAUGCACAAUUGCAGCUGGAACAACUGCAAGAAGAAAACUUCAGGCUUGAAGCUGCAAAAGAUGAUUAUCGUGUCCAUUGUGAAGACCUAGAAAAACAGUUGAUUGAACUACAACAUAGAAACAAUGAACUGACCUCUUUGGCAGAAGAAUCUAGAGCCUUGAAAGAUGAAAAUGAUAUUCUUAGGGCUACUGCAGACAAGGCAAGUAAGCUGGAAUCAACUGUUGAAGUGUAUCGUAAAAAGCUACAGGAUCUGAAUGACUUCCGCAGACAAGUCAAAUCCCUGCAAGAAACCAACAUGAUGUAUAUGCACAAUACUGUCAGUCUAGAGGAUGAACUGAAGAAAGCCAAUGCAGCACGUGCCCAGCUAGAAACCUACAAAAGACAGGUUCAGGAGCUUCAUAACAAACUCUCUGAAGAAUCAAAAAGAGCUGAUAAGCUAGCAUUUGAAAUGAAGCGACUUGAAGAAAAACAUGAAGCUUUAAUCAAAGAAAAAGAGAGACUGAUAGUGCAAUGUGAUGCAUUAAAAGAGACAAAUGAAGAGCUCCGGUAUUCACAGAUGCAGCAGGAUCAGCUGAGUCAAACAGGUGUCUCUCAUGUUAAAAGCCAUGAGAAUCUUGCUGCUGAAAUUCUGCCAGUGGAAUAUAGAGAAAAGUUUAUUCGGCUGCAGCAUGAAAAUAAGAUGCUUCUGUUAAAACAGGAAGGAUCAGAAAAUGAACGUAUUGCAGAGCUCCAGGAACAGCUGGAGCAAAAGCAUCGGACAGUGAACGAACUCGAAACUGAAAAAAGGCUAAAUGAAGAGCGUAUUGGGGCGUUACAACAGCAGAUUGAAGAUCUGCAAAGGACUUUACAGGAGCAGGGAUCCAAGACUGAAGGCUCUAGCAACCUGAAGCAGAAGUGGGCAGCACAUAUGGAAAAGUUGAAUGAAGUUCACGAUGAGUUACAGAAGAAAGAGGCUGAUCUUGCAGAACUCCAGCCUGAUGUUAGUCAGAACCCCCAGAAGGUUGGAGAGCUGGAAGCAGCUUUGCGAAAAAAAGAUGAGGAUAUGAAAGCAAUGGAAGAAAGAUAUAAGAUGUACCUUGAGAAGGCAAGAAAUGUGAUAAAAACCUUGGACCCCAAGCUAAAUCCAGCAUCAGCAGAAAUUAUGUUGCUCAGAAAACAGUUAAUAGAGAAAGACAAAAAAAUUGAAGCACUGGAGGCUGAAUACAAACUUGCUAAGUUACGUGACUAUGAAGAAAAGCUAAUUGUAACUGCGUGGUAUAACAAGAGCAUAACUCUUCAGAAGCUAGGAAUGGAAUCAAGACUGGUUGGCAAUAGCAGUGCCUGCAGAGAUGGUCCGGGACGCUCAUUCCUAGCUCAGCAACGUCAUGUCACCAAUACUAGAAGGAAUCUCACUGUUAAAGUACCAGGUGCAACAUCUGAUUAAACCACAAGGACCAUGAAGAAAACUUACACGCUUAAGUGUCCUUAAAUGUUUUAUAGCCUCCGCUUCAACUAUUUGAUGAAAGAGGAGGUUAGAACGGUGGGCAAUUGUGAAUUCAACAUUGGAGCCUAUCAAGAAGUGAUUAAGUCGAUCAGUGGCAUGUCUAGGACGUAGCACGUAGUUUUCCAGGUAGAAGCAGAUUUAAUAACUGCAUUAUGUAUUUAAGCACAACUUAAAAGAUUUAUAUUUGCCUUCAGAAUAUAUUGUAAAUAUAAAAAUAUAAAAAAAAAUAAAAAUUGGCACUAUAUAUUUAAAACUUUAUUUAAUGGGUUUGGGCUAGAAAGUUGACUUUUGUAAUGGGAAGUUGUCAGGCAAAAAUGUACUUCAGGAAACUGGCAAUAUUGGGCAUUUUUGCUGGGCUCUUCUAAAAAUAAAUGUGAAAGAUUGGUACCAUGUUUUUAAAAAUACUUUUUUUUUAGAAUACAAAGUACAAUUUUAAAGGCAAGAAAAUACUUGCUUUAUAAAAGAAGUGUAGUACCAAUGGACUUGUUAUAGAACAGAAAACAGGAUUUGGUUUGUUGUCGCAAGUGAGAAGCAGAGUUACUCAAUUUAUGUAAAAAGAAGAGAUUAAGUUUGUGCAUAUAUACAUGAAAGAAACCCUGUCUUUAAGAUGUUGAAUUCACUAAAGCCAAAUAAGCUGUCUUUUCCUGGGGGGGGGAGGGGGGUAUAAACCUGUUACAAUAAUUCAAAAGUCUGGGCUAUGUUUUAAAAGUCUGGUGUAUUGGUACGCUGCAUUUACUUGCAGAAAGGGAAGGAACCCCAUUUAUUCCCAGCUAUUUAUACAACCCUGUGUAUAGAAAUUAAUCUUCCUCUUUUUUAAAUGUAGUUUCACUUCAGUUAUUCUGAACCAACUGCGUGAGGCAGACGAAAUAAAGAUAGCUUUGCUACUUGUUGGCAGCAGAGAUUGUUGGCAGGGAGAAAAGUGAAUGAACUAUAAUAGUUUUGCAGGAUCUAGAUUGAAAAAGGUGAAAUGGGGAUUGAUAUCUGAAAUUUGUAUGCGGGAAGUUGCUAUCUUUCACAAAAUUUGUGUCGCUUUAAUUACCAAAUGUCUUAUUUUUGUUGUGAACUGUAUUUUUACGAAAUCUGUUAGGGUCUGUUCUUCUUUGCAAACUGUCUAGAACAAAUUCGUUAUACCCAUAUUUAAACAAACCCACAGCAGCCCCUACAAUAAAAUGAGUACACCUAAACUAAGCAUGUGAGGGUGCUGUACCAGUCUAUGAUAAAACUUAGCCAUAUACGUCAAUCAAAGCUUAUGUCUGUCUUCAUUAAGGCUAUCUUUGAUUUGAGAGCAGGAUUCAGCUUUGCAGAAUUUAAGUUCUGAAUUGUGAAGUUUGAGUGGUCUUCUAUUUUGCAUGCCCCUUAGUAAGGCUUGUUCUUUGAUUUCUUCCCUCCCCAGCAUCUCUGAAUUCCUUAUAGAGCAUUGCUUGCAAUGCUAGAGAAAAGGGAAGUUUUCAUUUUUAAUGCUUAGGUAGUGUUUCUUCGUAGCUGUGGUAGUUCUACAGUGCUGUACAGCUAGGCAGUCAGCAGAAAUUUUCAGACGUUGUAUCUGCAAAAGGCAUUCUGUGAAAGCCAGUCUCACGCUAAGUGUGGUGUGAGCAGAGAAUAUGGUGGCCAAACUACUGUUGGACCGUUUUGUCUGUCAGGUUGUGUUCUUCAGGACUCGAUGCUGCUUUGACUACCUCUUGGGUUUGAGGUCUUUUAUUGCUGCAGUGAUAUGUUGGACUUUGUAUUUUUAAGAUAAAAUUGCUUGUUUAAUCUGCUAGUGGUGUGGGAGAUGGUGAGCAGUGGAACAGCAGACUAAGUCUUAGCUAGAUGCUUACAUUUCUAGAGCCUGGUACGUUGGUGUGUUCUAGUGAAAUGUGAAACUGUCACUGGUGAUGUUGAAUGGGUCUGUUAACCCUCGUUCUUUAUGGCAUGGAAACUUUCAUGGAUGUCUUUCCAAUACUCACCUAGUUAGGUAGGCUUGAUGCAUUUGUCGUACUUCUCACAGUAGUAGAGCUGUGUCAGUAAUCAUAUCAGGUGCUGAAUAGUGAAAACCUUGGCGCAAAUAUCAUUGAUGUACACUUCUCAAAACUGCAGACCCUGGGACCAAAAAACGACCAAGAACCUCCCUGUCACUUAAUUGGAAGCUUGUCUUCUGACGAACCGUGGAAGAAUUUAAAUGGCAAACUACAGACAGGGAUCGGCCUUUUUCAGGGCAAGGUUGUCCCCCAUAGGGUUAUUGGGGUUGCGUAAAACAAAUUGGGUUUCCAGGUGUUAGGUAAAAUUCUACUUAUUUGAGACUUUUCCAAACUGUUAACAGUUAAGCCUGUGAAUAUAGCUUAAGUGUUUCUUUGGGAUUGAGAGCCUGUUUAAGAGUGGCUGUUUUAUAACUGGUUAAACUUAGGUUAUAUAUUAUGAACAAGGAACCAAUCAGUAGAAAUAAAUAUUUGAUUAUAAGCCAUGGUGUUGUAUUCACUUCAGCUCAUCUGGGUUUGCAGAAAAGAUCAUUAGAAUAAAUAUUUUAACAUUAACUUCAUUCAUGUCUAACAAAAAAAGCUACUAAUAGCAUUGCUGUGUUACAGCUGAGUUGUAUGCAGCACGUAGCAGCAGAACAAUGUCAAUAUGAUGUUCUUUGACAUAAUUUUCAUCACUGCUGAGGAGGGGCGAAGAAAGAGGCUACUUUUCCCUGCUGCAAGAUGAAUUCGUAUCAUGCCCGGACGGAACAGUUAGGAACAGAUUCAAAUCGCAAGAUUAAAUCAUUGAAUAUUGCUGAAUUUAAUCAGCAUUAUUCAUAGCUUUAGCCAGUUUCCAAUAAAACGGGUAAUAGAGAUCCAAAGAAACAAAAAAAGUUGUGAUUGACAUAUCAUUUGUUAAUAUUUUUUUAUUUAAGAUUAAAAAUAACCACUAUGGAACAGAAGUGUUUUGUAGCAAUAAUACAGAUUUUGGACUAGUAGGUUCUUAAGGUGGAUCAGGCAGCAGUUUUGAGAAGAUUCUUUUGCAACAACGGUAUUACAGUGGAUGAAGAAAUAUUCACUGGAAAAAAAAUUUCACCUAACUGAUCUUUUUGUUCAUUAAAAUAUGUAUAUGGGUAUUCUAUUUUCUACAAUAUACACUUACUUGGAAAUAAGUAAUAUAAGCAAUACUGAUGUUUUAUUUAGGUAGCCAUAAAUAAUUUAGGAAUUAGAAAACAGUUGUUUAAGAGUUGGUAAUGUCUAGUAAAGUAAUUUUCUUAAUGUUUUUGCUUUUUUCCUCUCCCCCCUGCACUAGUCAAGCUAGAGUUAAGGUUUUCAGUGUAUCAGUGUCUACAUCUUCUGUUUAAACCAAAUGUAAACACUGUGUUGCAUAGAACUUGAAAAAUUGCACUAAUUUUUAAACUUUGCUUUUAUUUUUCUUUGGAAAUAAUUCUUUUAUAUUCACAUAAAGAUUUUUAAAAGUAA